AUGGGCGAUCCGGUGACAAAUCUUUCAAAAUACAACUUAACCGAUAGCGAGCAUGAUGAUCUAGUUAAUGGAUUAAAUCAUGUAUAUCCACCUGAAAAACUCGAUCAACCACAGUUCAUAUGCAAUAUGGAAUAUUUUUAUGCACGUCUUUUAAAUGUACGAACUGCUUAUCGGCAUUACGAACAGAAACCAUCCACUGAAGCUGUUCGUCAUCAAUUAACAUCAGUACAAUUGAGUGCUGCAUCUGAAUUACGUGAGACAGCGAAUUCUUUUCGAAAAGUUGCUCAAUCUGAACUGAAGAAAAUUGGUGCCGAACAUCGUAAAACUUUUAGUACUCUUCGUUCUCUCGCUAAAAAUAAAUCGAUCAUUAUUACUCGACCUGACAAGGGACGUGGCGUGGUUAUCAUGGAUCGUGAAGAUUAUGUAGAAAAAAUGAAUGCAAUACUCGACGAUCGAUCUGCUUUCACCUUAAUCAAUUACGAUCCAACCUUAGAUACUGAAAACGAACUAAUUAAGUUUCUGCUCGUCUUAAAAAAGGAAGGUUUUAUUAGUGAUCAGGAACACAAGUUGGCGUCCCCCAGUGGAUCAAGACCAGCUCGAAUAUACGGUGUACCUAAAUUACAUAAAAAACGAGAGAACUAUCCUCUUCGACCUGUAAUGUCAGCUACAAAAAACAGUAGCUUAUGGACUCGGUAA
Messenger RNA from Rotaria sp. Silwood2, 696 nucleotides. Lineage: Eukaryota; Metazoa; Rotifera; Eurotatoria; Philodinida; Philodinidae. The record is from the annotation of a GenBank genome assembly.